AUGAGGGACCUUAAUGGCCCAGACCUUCUUCAAAGUGCCCAGCGAAGAAUCCUUCGUGGCCUGUCGCCUCCUGCGCUCCACGGACGCUACUUGUUAUCAGACAACGCUUCGACCUAUAUGCCUCGCAAGCCACCUACCAACGAGUAUACGAUGGCAACGCUUUUCAGUCCGCAGAAGUGCUAUGGAGUAAGGGAUGACAUUGUUGUGGAUCCAACUGCUUGCUCACGUAGAAGAAUUGUCCAAUAUGAACAGCGCCAUUCACUGACAACCACUAGGGCAAAGGAAACACAGGACGAACUCAUGAACUACACUCUUUUCAGAGCCGAUAAUGUACGACUUAUAGUUAACCGUAUCGAAGGCCACCCCCUCAUGGUCCCGGCAAUCCCUAAGCCAAUCAACAGAAAGUCGUCUAAAUCUGUGCCACCAUCUUUCAUCGGUACUCCGUCGGGAAGGGCGAAUAGAAUAGAGCACUACAAGCAGGCCAUCACCCACCUCCCUUUAUUGCAUAUCCCCAGACACACACAGACCACUACCGCCACCCCAAAGCUCUACGAAGCUUACGACUCUUUGGAAAAUGCAAACUUGAUAAAUUUAUCACUAGUAGAGGACAGGUAG
This is a messenger RNA of Giardia duodenalis, 615 nucleotides long. RefSeq lists its product as uncharacterized. Bases 1 to 615 code for a protein of 204 amino acids. The transcript has a single exon. The record is from RefSeq and is a predicted model, not a curated record. NCBI's taxonomy places the organism in Eukaryota, Fornicata, Diplomonadida, Hexamitidae.